CAACACCAAACAGCUGUGUACAUCACUUCCUGUACUGGUCUACAUGUGAAGUGUGGCUGAAGAAGCUGCAUUUCAACUUCGAAACGCAGCCCCGGAGCAACUCGAAUUGUGAAAGUGAUGUUUAGCAAUUCUGUUGCCUGGAAUAAAUUAGAAAAGGAACUAUUGAGCUAUCCACGAACAAGAGGAGUGGAAUGGUAAACACCGUCUCGUGCGUUUAGUUGCGGUCUGUUCUCUUCGAAGGCGUCCGUAUUGGAGCUCCUGUUAUGCCUGAUUCCUCCUGGCUCUCUCCAGCUGGGCUGUUUGGCUGAAAACAAACAAGCUGUUUGUUCCUGCUGUGCAUCAUUUAUGUGAGCACCAUUCUCGUGAUUGGUCCGAGCCCCUGUCCGCCACGCCUGGUGAACCCCUCCCCCUUGGAUGCGUCUCUCAGCCCAGAGUGUCAGUCAGAAUGGAACAAUAGCCGCAGUCGCCAUCGGACCUUCCCCUUUCUCUCUUUGCUCUCUGUCUGCCCCGUCCCCACACCCUUCCCCUAACACACACACACAGCCAGCCCCUGACUACUCCUCCUUCCACUGUACAGGUUUCGGUCCACUUCCUCUUCCUACCUCUCUAGCCAGCCUUGUCAAGCCAAAUGAAACCAUAAUCCUCUGUAAAAGAUAGGGGCCUAUACAGCUGCCUGUGCUCCCUUUUGUUGUUGGUGGCUGUUUAUUUAGAGGGCCCCCAUGAGAGUAGCAGCUAGAGAACACAAGGCAGCACAACAGCACCCAGUCAGCCGUUUUACUGGAAACAAACGAGCUGUGGUGGUGGUUUGGACACUGAUGGAAUUUUAGUAGCAUGAUGUUGGGCUGGUAUCGCCACCACACGCCAUCGAUGAACCAGAGGGCCACCAGCAGACUUUGGAGAUUGACACAUCUCAACUUGUGGUGGGACAAGAGAUUGAAAUAAAGACAUCAAUCUUUUUUCAGGAUAAUUUUUUUACCUUCUUUUUUGCUUCUCCAGUGAUCAGCUAAACCAAAGUGCCUUUCUUGGUUUCUCACUGUCGUUUACUAUAAACUUGAUCUAACUUCAUAUCACACUCCAAUAUCUGAAAAUAGAUUUAAAAGAAACAUUUCAACAUCUCAAGGAUUUUGCACUUUUCAUUGAUGCACCUCCAUACCAUUGCCUGUUGCACAUGUCAUAUCAUACACAAUACUGACAGUGCACACUUGUUUACUGAAAAAACAUACACCUCCAUUCCGACUGUUGACAAUCCCACCCCGUAUUUCACCCAGCCACAAAGUAAGCAUUCUCUCACAGCGUUCUUCUAGUGUAGGUUGCUAGGACUAACGAAGCCAAACCUAUCACCAAACCGCUCUCCAAGUUCCUUGUGACGCAGAGCCAGCGACAUGGCGACGUGGCUACAGUCAAAAUGGCGCUACCUGUUCAUGUUCCUGGGUGUCCAGCUGGUUGUCAUGGCUCUGCUGUCCCGCGAGGGCUACCACAAGCGAGUGUCGUACUUCAUCAGGAUUUUCCGCAAGCCGGAGACCACUGCGUUGGGGACGUCCGGUGCCGGCUCGCCCCACUUGCGCAAUCACACGGGCAGUGACGUCUACGCCAACUUGUCCCUCCUGACCAAGGCCCACGGCCGGGGCGAGGACAUGCCCUACUGCCCCAAGACGUCUCCCCUGAUAGGUGGACCGAUCCACGUCAGCUUUCCUUCCGGGUUGACACUGGCCCAAGUUGCGCGGAAGAAUCCAUUGGUGGUCCUCGGGGGGCGCUACAGGCCGCCUGACUGUGAGGCGCGGCACCGCACCGCCAUAAUCAUUCCCCACAGAAACCGGGAGCACCACCUGAAGUUCUUCCUCUAUUACCUUCACCCAUUCUUACAGCGACAGCAGCUCAACUACGGCAUCUACGUCAUCCACCAGGCUGGUAACUACACGUUUAACCGGGCCAAGCUGAUGAACGUUGGGUUCCGAGAGGCCAUGCGGGAGGAGGACUGGGACUGCCUGUUCUUCCAUGAUGUGGACCUCAUCCCUGAGGACGACCGCAACACCUACAUGUGCGACGCCAACCCCAAGCACGCUGCCAUCGCCAUGGACAAGUUUGGAUAUAAGCUGCCAUACAAGAUGUAUUUCGGAGGGGUGUCAGCGUUGUCUCCACUGCACUACCUGAAGAUGAACGGCUUCCCCAACAACUAUUGGGGCUGGGGAGGAGAGGACGAUGAUAUUGGAGUCAGAGUAUCCCUAGGAGGGAUGUUCAUCUCUCGUCCAUCGGUGAAGGUGGGCCGAUACAAGAUGAUCAAACACAAGCUGGACAAGGGAAAUGAUGUGAAUCCCAGGAGGUUCAACAUGCUGGCCAAGACGCGUCAGACAUGGAAGCUGGACGGCAUGAACACUGUGGAGUAUGAGGUGCUGUCACGUGAACACUUCCCCCUCUACACCAACAUCACUGUGCACAUCGGCACCGAGGCCGGCCUGCAUGCCAUGGCGCCGUCCCCCAAGAUCCCUGCCAAAGCCGCAGCAAAGCCACCAGUCGAAGCCCCCACCAAACCUCCAGCCAAGCUCCAACAGGAACAAAAACAGAACCAACCCAUGAACCACUGACUUGGACCACCUUUACCCACUCCACUCCCAUCCACCACCGACUCUCCCCUCCUAACUUAUGCCUGGGAGCAGGGAUGUGAGAGGGAGCCCUGGACCCUUAAGUCGCUCCUUUCUUUGCCUUCACACCUCAUAUCAACUCCUACAGUGGGGAGAGGUAGGUGGCUCCCCCUAUUGGACUAGAGGCCAUUAUACGCACAUGCCUUUUCCUUCUGUUCCUUCCUCUGGUCUGAUCAACAUUAUCAACUGAGACUUUAACAAUAGCAUAGCAGAGACUGAACCGAAGACCAAUGCUCUCCACUGCCUAGAUAUAAUCUGUGGGCUGAGGCUUUGUCUGUCUGAAUGAAUUACUGUCGCAUUCUCGACCCUAGUUGUGAUUCUCGAGCUUCUCCAGCUAUGUCCCACCACUCCACUGACUGACUCUAUGAAAGGGACUUAUGGUAGAGGAGAGGAAAAAAGACUGACUCUAUGAGUUUAUAUCGCUGCCGAAAACCCCCGUUGCCUUAGAAAAACCUGUCUUGUUCUAUUUGUCCUUUUAGUAGAACUUCAGGUCGAGAGUUAUGAAUGGAACCCGUUUCUAGUGAUAGCAAGAUUAAGGGAUAGAAUAAAUAAAUGAAAAACCAUUUUAUGCUACUGAUAUUGCAAUAGCAUAUGGGUCUUUCUGCUGAUUAGGUGGCUUUUGAGUAGUGUAACUUGGUGAGAACUUGAUUUCACCCAAUUUUAACAUUCUGCCAUAAAGAGCACAUGUUCAAAACACGGUUUCCCAUCUCGAGGUGAAAUUAAAGAAAUGACCAUAGCAGGUGCCAAAUAAACUAACAGGGUUGACCGUAACCGGGUUAAGUCAGCCAUAAAUCCCCUUGUGACAGAGGGAAUGGAAGCUUGUUGUAUGCAACAAGGAGGGGCAGUUGAAUGCAAAUUAAAUUGUUCAAACAUUUCUAGCCUAUUUAUGGGUAACAGGGUAGACGUGUUAUGUUCGAGCUGCUCCGUUUUCCAUCAAAAAACACCAGACAAUGGCCAAAAAGAGUAAAACCAGCUCACCUGCUUGUACACUAUGAUUUGACUAUUAUAUGUUCAAUCUUUCUUUUGAAAGAAAUAUUUAAAGAGGAAUUUCACCAUAUUAAAACGAGAGUUCAGUUCACUUUUUUUUUUUCUUUAAAAUGAUUCACUAAUCACAUGAAAUAAUUAAGUCUUCAGAAAUUAUUUUGUCAAAGCAACAAAAUAACUAGGGCUUUCAAAUAAUGCUGAGGUUAAGUGGGUUAAAAUCUUCCUUGAAGUCACAGGAUGCUUAGAGGGAUAUGUCAAAAUUCGGAAUUUUGGCAGUUUAAAAGUCUUUUUUUCCCCCAUGUGGUCAGUAUUAAAGGGCACUUCAUUUAAAGAACAGGCUUUUAAUAUUGAAUUUCUACUUAAUAUAUCAAAGGGAUGAAAAGGCACUAAUUUCAGAACGACCCAUAUGUAACUGAUUUUACAGUUUAAUAUACAAAGUGAAGCCGCUACCCUGAUCUUGACAUGGGUAAGUGCUGUUUGCAAUUAGCAUGGUAGUCACCCCCUGGGCCUGUCUUCAUAAAGCAUCUGAGUAGGAGUGCUGAUCUAGGAUGAGGUCCUCCGUGUUCAUAUCAAAUUCAUUAUGGCAAAGGCAACAAUGAUCCUAUAUCAGAACACCUAGUCUGAGGGACAUGCACAAUACAGGCCCUGAAUAUCAGGCUGAUUAUUGAAGGAUUCUCUCAUAGUAGGUUCACAGUUCUGGCACAGCUUUUUGGUAUGGUUGGGUUUUAUCACUACAAUCAGAAUGUGUCUUUUCUCCAGUUAUCUCCUUCAAUCUCUAGAUUGCGUUGACGUGGGGUUAAAUUUUGCCUUGUCAAAUAGAAUAGGUGCGGGUGAAAUGAUCAAUGCACUGCCUUCAGGUGGGCUGGCUAUAUUCACAUCAGAAUGGUGGUUUGUCAUUUGUGUUUUAUCGUAUUGUUUGUUACCUUAUGGAGCUUUUAUGUUGGUUUCCUAUGAUCAGCUUAAAACUGAGGGAUUGAAGUCCUAGUGGGCUCUCCAUAGUCAGAGACUUGGGCUCCAUCUCCAUACUCUAAAUUGGCUGAAUGGUUUGAAAACCAGGAGAGCUGAAAACCAGGAAUUUUGUCCAUGGAUGACCAGAAACCACUAUAAUUAAUUAGGUCUUUAAACGGAAUCAGGCACUGGUAAGUGACGUGGAAACUAGUGCCAGUUGACUGUGUGUAGUACACUCAUUGGUUGUACUGAUUCUGCUGAAGCACUGAUUAAAGAUUGAUAUAGGUAUACUGGGUUAGCAUUUACAGCAUUUCCCCACUAGCCAUUCUUUCAACAUAUUACAUUUUUUAUUUUGUGCUAUCUAAAAUCUGUCACCCCUAGAAUUCCCCAGUGCAAUGUCCUCCUCACUGCAUGGCUUGUCCCCUGACUUUCCUCUUUGCACGCUGUCUGGACCCCCUGACCAAUAUGAUUGUUUACACUAGAUCCCUACUGGGAAUUGAACCUCUGUGUGUGCAUCACAUAGAGGACUCAGGCCUCUUGGCUGAAACCAAAGAUGGCUUCGAGAGAAAGCAUUGGACGCCUGAUAGUUGUGCUGGCGGUUGCAUGCUGACAUGGGAAUAGAUGGGAUUCCACUGACGGAUGCUGAGGUUUGUGUGUGUGUGCUACUAUCUGAUCUAGGAAUCUCUUAGUCUAUAUAGUGAAGCAGGUCACCUAUGUCUUGACCUUUUCUACUCCAUAUGAAGCCUGAUUAUGCAUGAUACACAGACCCUGUAUUAGAUGAGUGGAAUGUACAGAAAACCAUACACAGACCACUAUCACAUGAAUUCACAUUUGAGUUUCUAGAAGCAUGCUAAAGUGUAUGCUUGUGUAGUGAUUCGUAAGACGUAUGCUAUAUGUACCUUUUAACACUUCAUGUAGUGGUUUAUUAUAUAUCAUGCUAUUGUAUUAUCAUGUCUAUUUGUGCUCUGCAGUUUGCUUCAGUUGAUGUAUAGCUUGACUUUCACUCCAUUAUGAUGUGGAUCUGCUGUCCAGGGUGACUGCGCCUGAAGAUGGAGCUCACCGCAGGGCAUUGAAAAUGUAACAAGGACAAUGUGAUACUAUAUUUCUGAUUUUUAAUUCCUCUCUCAAUGAAGUCUGCACAGUCCAGAGUGGCCUUAUACAAUGAUUAAUAAACAAAGAUUAGUCAAA
Salmo salar (Atlantic salmon) is the source of this 5759-nucleotide messenger RNA. Its product is annotated as beta-1,4-galactosyltransferase 3. The record is from RefSeq and is a predicted model, not a curated record. Gene Ontology annotation, cellular component: Golgi apparatus. Lineage: Eukaryota; Metazoa; Chordata; Actinopteri; Salmoniformes; Salmonidae. Gene Ontology annotation, biological process: carbohydrate metabolic process. Gene Ontology annotation, molecular function: galactosyltransferase activity.